UGACAACUUGUUGCGGAGAGAGUACUGUGAUGAAGCCAGAAAAUACGGACAUGAAAAAAUUGAGCUAGGCCACCGUCCUCGGCGGGUGACCGUUUUCCUGAAUCCUGCUGCACGAGAAGGGAAAGCAAGAAAGCUGUUUGAGAAGACUGCUGCUCCAAUAUUGUAUGUGGCUGGAAUUGAAGUCAAUGUUGUUGCUACAGAGUACGAAGGCCAGGUGAAGAAUUUCAUGACAGUGCUAGACACCGAAGACACUGAUGCCGUUAUUGUUGCUGGUGGAGAUGGCACUUUGUUGGAGUUUUAUUUCUCCUCUGUUUUCUUCCAGGCUGUAACUGGCUUCUUAAGAAAGGAGGACAGGGACUUUAGCGAGAACAUUCCACUGGGUGUAAUUCCUCUGGGCAAGACAAACAGAUUCUCCAAGAUCUUGUUUGGUCCAGAUUUGGACGAAGUCAAAAUGAUAGCCGAGGCUGCCAUUGCUGUGGUGAGAGCGGUUACCAAGAAAGUGGAUGUCAUCAAGUUUGAUGGAGGUGAGGGAAAGACGAUCUACUCGCUGUGUGGUCUGGAGGUCGGAGCAUACAGAGACGCGGAGGACAGGAAGAGCAAGUAUUGGUACUUCGGUCCUCUCAAGCAUCGCUGGACGUACGUUCGCACGGCCAUGAAGGACUGGCCGCCGGUGAUAAAUGCCCAGGUCUCCUACCUGGAGGCCAAUGAGGAGAACAUGGCCGGGGAGGACGAGGUGGUCGGGAAGAAGAAGAACAGCGGACAGAGCUGGAGUUUCUUCAACUUUUUGUUCCGCCGCAAUCAGCGAGAUGCAAAAUGGGAAGCUGAGCAGAAAGCGAAAGAAGAGGAGAGAAGGAAAGAAGAAGCUGCCCAGAUGGUGACGUCUGAUGUGGCCACAGUAGAAAUGACAGUGACGACAUCCACGUUGGUUGAUUCUGAAGCCCCCCUAAAAAGUCUACAGAUGGGUCUUGGCCCAAGUGAUCCUGGGAAGAUGGAUGUUAUCCGAGAAGGGUCGCGCAGGAUGAAAGAGAGAGGGUUCAGCAUGGGCUCCCCAGAUGACCAGCGCUUAUUGGCGAAGAAAAUUCAUAUUGAGCCAAAGGAGGAGGAGGAGAGAUGGUUCAACAUUGACGGAGAAGCCUUUGAAGCCAUGCCCGUGGACAUCACGCUCCUGAGAAACAAACUCAACUUCUUCUGCCCACAACCCCAGCCCGCCACUAGCUGACAGAGUCCUCACGCUGUCCCGAUCUUCAAGUAGUAGGAUAUUUAUUAUUGCAAAUAUCUCUGACAGGCUGUCAUUGUGAUCUGAGUUUGUCAACAUUUUUAUUGCGCACACUUUUCAUUUGGUUAUGAGUGUGGGUGAAAGUGGUAUUCGUUGGUUGAUGUUUGUGAUGUGUAUGCAGAAUAAAAUGGCUGUCAAAAAUCAGAA
Molecule: messenger RNA, 1423 nt
Organism: Aplysia californica (California sea hare)
Lineage: Eukaryota; Metazoa; Mollusca; Gastropoda; Aplysiida; Aplysiidae
Product: acylglycerol kinase, mitochondrial
Biological process (GO): protein insertion into mitochondrial inner membrane; ceramide biosynthetic process
Cellular component (GO): mitochondrion; TIM22 mitochondrial import inner membrane insertion complex
Molecular function (GO): ATP-dependent diacylglycerol kinase activity; acylglycerol kinase activity; ceramide kinase activity
Source: RefSeq, a predicted model, not a curated record